Molecule: messenger RNA, 1828 nt
Organism: Toxorhynchites rutilus septentrionalis
Lineage: Eukaryota; Metazoa; Arthropoda; Insecta; Diptera; Culicidae
Gene: dgt1
Product: KAT8 regulatory NSL complex subunit 2
Exons: 3
Coding region: 57-1775 (572 amino acids)
Cellular component (GO): NSL complex
Source: RefSeq, a predicted model, not a curated record
UGUUUUAGUACAUAUCCCAAGUUAUUUGCUGUUGUUGGAGAUUUUCUGAUAGGAAAAUGCAAGAACAAGAACAAGCGAGACUUAAGAGUCUAGGGAAGAUGAGCAAUCCCCGAAGUCAGCAAAGAUUUCGUCCGUAUCAAAAUAAUACAAUAAUCACGGCAUCGGCAGCAGGAACGACGAUAUCCUCGCAAGCAACACCGAAAAUAACAAACAUCAUUGAUCAGGAGAAGGCACUGCGCAACCAGAUUCAUAUGGAGAUCGAGAAAAAAUCAAAAGCUUGCUCAAACGCUCCAUAUGAAUGUUCGCUACCGCGUUUGGAGCAGUACAACUAUUGUAAACGACAUAUUCUGCAGGAUUCUCGAGCACCUUAUAAACAAUGCGCAUUUUUCUUCGCAUCCAACGGUAAACGAUGCUUAGAACCGGCACCAAAACAAGACCACAAGAAGGAUUAUGGUACAAAUUAUUGUUUCGAACACAGCCGGUUAACACAGCUAACGAAAACAAAGUCGACUAUCGGCAAGCUUACACCCAUAGAGACAACCGAAACUUUGCUGCAUAAUCUAGCGCACCACGUCAAGGUGGACAAAUCGAAACAACCAGCCAAUUGCUCUGCGCUGAAGAUAACCGUCCACGAAGAUGAUGAGGAUGAAGAGCUUGAUGUUGUGACUCCAUCUGUGGAUCCUUAUACUGACAUCGAUGUAGCGGCAAUUAAUGAUUCAACCCGUGUAGUCUUAGAUUAUGCUUCCGACAGCAGUUCAGACGAUGAAACCACAACUGUUGGAAACACUUGGCGUGGCUAUGAUAUGGACAAUUCGGAUAAUGAAAGUGUGGACUCACAAAAUGAAGAUUUACUGAAGCAUGCUGGUGUUUACACUGCCGAAGAGGCCAUGAUAAUCACCAAAGAAAAGCUAACUCGGUUACAAGAACUCUAUACCGAUCAAUUCCAUCGAUUGCAACACGUAUUGAAGGAAAAGCGCCGCCGAUACCUCCACGAGUUACGUAGAGAACGCGAGCAAUACUGCAGCAUUCAUGAUCAAGUGAAGAAAUCACCAAAAGAACGUAAAAUGUACGAAAAAUUGAAGGCAUUAAACCAUUAUCAUCGGAAGUACGGGAUGGAAGCAAUAUUGCACAGAAAAUAUUUGGAGAAGCGAGCGAAAGCAACGGAAGGACUUCAUCAGAAAGCCGCUUCCUAUGCAAAAUGUGCAUUUACCGAGGGAGGUGUAAAAUGUGGAGAAAGAACAUUGCCAUGCUGCAAAUUUUGUCGGAAACAUAUUCUCGAAGACAAAAAGCAAGUGCUCUUCAAAUCUUGUGCCGUUGAAAAAAGUGGCGUUGUUUGUCAGGAAGCUCUUGCCAACAUCUUCGAGGAUUCAACCUGUUAUUUGCAUGUGGUACUUCCGGCACAAAAAAGUUUCACUAAGAAAAAGUACGAAUCCGAAUCGGAGGGCGAUGAGGAACUCCACUCGGAGAUCAAAAAAGAGAUGCUGGAAUUGGUAAAGGAGGAAAAGUAUUCGCCAUUUAGAUCGCAGUCCUCCAGCACUACGGCAACGGCCGCUGAGACAGAAGAUCAAGAGAUGAUGAUUGAUCCACCGAUCGUUGAAAACAAUAUUACGAUUGUGCACGACGAAGAACCCGACAAUCUUGAAGAUUCACUCCCAAUCAACGUUAUAGCAAAACCGUUGCCAACUGAGAACAGUAUGAGACCAGGUACACCAAUCGAAGAGAAAAAGGCACCAGAUGAGAAAGAACUACCUAUUGGAACCAUUGGAACCGAAUAGAAACGUUUUGUGUAGGUUUCGAUUCAGUGUAUUCUAUUACUACAACUCGAUUU